CAUGUCGCCAUAUUUGCUGUUUUGUGUAGAUCUUACAUCGAUCCUUUGUCUGUUUUUAUCGUUGUCAGUUUCGCCUACAAUGAAUUUCGUUCCUCAUCUGUCACUGUUAUCCGACUGAACGCAUUCCUAAUAUGUAGCGCUUCUAAAAGUUAUGGAGAUGGUGGCGAACACGCUUCACCUUGAUCAAGUUGGCCGUGUGUCUAAACGCAGUGCAUCACCGAGAAUUCUGACACAUUUCGUGGAAGGAUUUGUCAUACAAGAAAGCAACUAUCCCUUUACGUCUGGAAAUGACACAGAAGAAAUUAACCAAAACCAGUUGAAUGGAAAUCAAAAUUAUGAGAAUGGAGACAUUGAUAUGGAAGCUGGAUUUGAGGCUGAGAGCCCAUCAAGUAAUGACGAAGCUUUUAACGAUGUGUUUGUAGAAGAUUCUAACAUUGGACACUGUGAACAGUGUGGCUCCCUCACAGAAGUGAAUCAUCACCGCGGACCAAAGAGGUUCUGUUCAACUUCAUGUGCAAGAAGAUAUAGUGUAAGCUGCUCACGUAAAAUGGUAGCAUUUCAUGCUCGUAGCCAGGGUGGACGACACUCCAGUGCAAAAUCAGAUCAUAAAAAGUUGUCAUAUUCCUUACCCAUGUAUUAUGAACAACAAGCAGGUCCAUAUAUGGUGGAUGCCUCAAUUCAAGUAAAUGAGUUUGACACAGUCCACCCACUAAACUUUGACUGGACACGCAGCGAUGUGGAACCGCUGUGGUUGUAUGAACAUGUCGAAGCCGCAAAAUGGAAUGUAGAAGAAGUGGCUGCCUUCGUAAAGUCCCUGAACGGUUGCUCUGAGUAUGCGGACUCGUUCGUGUCGCAAGAGAUUGACGGACAGGCGCUGAUGCUUUUACGUGAGGAACAUAUGGUGGUCGCCAUGCACAUGAAGCUAGGUCCUGCGCUCAAAAUUGUCGCCAAUGUCAAUGCCAUGAAACGGGAAGCUCUUAAGGAACAUCAGUAAUUUUUAUUGGAUAUGCAAAACGUAUUUAUUUAACUGAGCAAAAGAUUCUCAGAGGCGAUGUCUUAUAAGAUUAAGUGAGGGUUUUUGUAGGAUAGUGUCAGUUUCCUUGCGAUUAGUGGAAGGAUGAAAAAUACUACGCUUAUUUGCCUAUAGCAAGCAUUUAUCCUGUGCUAAUUGUAUCGUAAUUGGUAUUUCUCGAGCUGAAAACCAGCAGUGGUUAGGAGUUCUAAAUUAGUAUUUAAUCAGAUAUGUGAUAGCUCGUUCACUUGCUUCCCCGUUAAUGGCCUCCAUAAGAAAAGCGAAAGUUUACGACUAGGUACAUGUAUUUCAUUUGGUGUUAUUUAUAAGAAGAGGACAUGGAUAUCAAUAGAAAAGUGUUAAUAUAAGUUUUCCCAGCUGCAUUACUAGUAUAGUUGAAGAAUCCAGCUCUUCUUUUGUUAAAAGUCGUCAGCAGUGUCCCGGCUGUGACAUUUCUUUACCGGUAGCUAUCCAUCAAAACAGAAAACAAUUGAACUAAACAGUAUGAGAAAAGCUGUAGAUAUGUAAAAUUACCUCGGAAAACCUUAGUCAUGAUUUUAAGUUAGAGACUCGCUUAAUUUCUUGAAAUUCCAAGAAUACACCACGUUGGUGUGUCGAUAGUAUCUUUCCAUAUUUCCGAGAGUAAUUUAAACUGAGAAAGUGGAAAAUAAAUAAAUAAUCGUUCGUGCUCAAUG
Molecule: messenger RNA, 1707 nt
Organism: Stylophora pistillata
Lineage: Eukaryota; Metazoa; Cnidaria; Anthozoa; Scleractinia; Pocilloporidae
Product: polyhomeotic-like protein 1
Biological process (GO): negative regulation of DNA-templated transcription
Cellular component (GO): nucleus; PRC1 complex
Molecular function (GO): histone binding; chromatin binding
Source: RefSeq, a predicted model, not a curated record